UAUGGUCAAUAAAGCUUUCCGCGAUCAGUUGCGUUUAUAACUUCAAACUAUUUAUAAUGGCGGUACGCUGUUCUUUGAUCUUGGCAUUCGUUCUUUUUUGUCAACACGCACUCAGUUUUACUCCAACGGAAAACCUAGUGUGUGGACGCGUUGUAGGAGGCACUGCAGCAGCAGCACAAGCAGCGCCUUAUAUUGUCUCGUUUCAACAGAAGGGUGUACAUUAUUGUGCGGGUAGUAUUUUGAAUACUCGUUGGGUACUGACGGCAGCCCACUGUUUGACCUCAAAAACGCAAGUACUAAGCAGUGAGCUCAUCGCUGGCAGCAACAAUGUUAAUGGCGCAGGAAGUACCACGCAAAAGGUUGCAAUAAAAUCGUAUGUGAUGCAUGAUCUUUAUACCGGCGGUAUAGCGCCUUAUGACAUUGGUCUGGUGUAUACAGCGACAGCUUUUAGUUGGACGAAUGCAGUUAAGGCAAUAAGUUUACCAUCAUCUGGUGUUGUGCCAACUGGAAAUGCGGAUUUAUAUGGUUGGGGAUCGAUUUCGACAACUUCAGUACCAUCGUAUCCCAGUGUGUUGCAAGUGGCUAAAAAUAUACCAAUAAUCAGCGAAUCGGCAUGCGUUACAGCACUAGGAUCUAAAGGUUUGGAUGUACAUUCUACAAAUAUAUGUACGGGCCCGCUAACAGGAGGAGUUGGAAUUUGUACAUCUGACUCGGGAGGUCCUUUGGUGCAAAGUCAAAAUGGUAAAACUAUUCUAAUUGGUAUUGUUUCAUGGGGAAAGCUACCGUGUGGGCAACCCAAUUCGCCAUCUGUUUACGUUCAGGUGUCAGAUUUUAUUUCAUGGAUUUCGUCCCAUCAAAAAUCGUAAUAUUUGAAAAUUUAUAGAUUUUUAUAACUUUAAUAAAA
Molecule: messenger RNA, 904 nt
Organism: Zeugodacus cucurbitae (melon fly)
Lineage: Eukaryota; Metazoa; Arthropoda; Insecta; Diptera; Tephritidae
Product: trypsin delta
Exons: 1
Coding region: 57-866 (269 amino acids)
Biological process (GO): proteolysis
Molecular function (GO): serine-type endopeptidase activity
Source: RefSeq, a predicted model, not a curated record